Molecule: messenger RNA, 1551 nt
Organism: Bicyclus anynana (squinting bush brown)
Lineage: Eukaryota; Metazoa; Arthropoda; Insecta; Lepidoptera; Nymphalidae
Product: RNA-binding protein 41
Exons: 6
Coding region: 209-1252 (347 amino acids)
Biological process (GO): mRNA splicing, via spliceosome
Cellular component (GO): U12-type spliceosomal complex
Molecular function (GO): U12 snRNA binding; pre-mRNA intronic binding
Source: RefSeq, a predicted model, not a curated record
UUUGGUAAUUGGUUUGUGUUUGAUUUUGAUCGUAAUUCAGUUUAUGUACAUAAUAAUUCUAUGUGCUUCUGUUUGAUACUUAUAUUUUCCAAAUCCAGGAUUCGAGUUGAUAUGUUAAGUGAAUUAGUAUCUUAAUCACUAAUUCCAAUCCAACAAGAAAAUUAUUUGAUAUGACAGUAAUAAUUGACAGACCAAUAAAACAAUUAAAAUGUGUUCUGAAAUGCCGAAGGAGUUUCAGAAGACCACUGAAGUGUUACCUUUCACCAAGUACGGCUUGUCCACGGUCGACGAAUUUCGAAAAGUUGAAAAUGAUCUCCAGCAUUUGGAGUACUUGAAGAAGAUUGGUCUUUCAAAUGAGGAAAUUAAGUUGUACCAAGAAAAUGAGGCUGGUCUGUUAGACCAGCGUCAGAAGAUAGAGUCCAGUAUAUUGAAGGCGAAGCUUAAGGCUUUGUACAAUAAGAUCAAUGAUUCACAACACACUGCAGGGUGCUCAAAACAGUCUACAGCAGACCGUGCCAGCACAUCUACAUCACCAGAAAAAGAAGUAACCAUCAGAUUGCAAAAACAUGCACCAAAAUUCUAUGCUGAAGGGCAUCCUAUGAAUGAAUUGAAAGAAAUUGAGGAGGAUUUAUUCGGCCAUUUGCGAAAUGACAGUUUAUUACCAAUAACCAAAAGACGUAAGAUUCUAAGACGUCUAGAAAGGAAGAAGGAGAAAAUUAUCUCCAAGCAAAAGGAUCCAGGUAUUGACCCUAUAGCAGGACCGUCACACGUCAGACCUGGCAGCUUAUGGGAUGUGAAGGAUGUUAGGGAUAUCCCUGAUAAAGUUCGGUCACAACCUGGUAAAAAUAUCAUAGGACCUAGAAAACCAACAAUGUACACAAUAAAGGAGGACAAAAUAGUACGACUUGAACCUGUGGAGCGACGGGAAGGUGGAGAUGAAUUCAGGGCUGUAGAAAUUGUGGUACCGGUUAAUACUGCUGAGGAACAGCUUCUAGAAGGCACCAAAAUGAGCUUGGAUGACAUUAAGAAGAUUGAGAGGUUUAAAGAUUACGAGCCUGGGUUGCCUUCAAAAGUCCUGUAUCUUAAGAACAUAUCUCCAUCAGUGCCCCGGGAGCAGCUAUCUCUGUUGUUCAACCAGUUCCACCUGGAGAAUGGAGGCCCUGUGGAACUGAGGCUGAUGGCUGGACGGAUGCACGGACAGGCAUUUGUCACUUUUCACAGUAAUAUAUCUACUAUUACCUGCUAUACUUAAAUGUAUCAUCGUCAUUAUCAUUAGCAAUUGUCACUUUUCAAAGUGAAGAUUUGGCCAUACAAGCAUUGGUUGAAGUAAACGGCACCAUACUGGGUGGGCAACCUAUCAUAGCCCAGUUUGGUAGGAACAGCAAUCGCAUACAAAUUGAAGGAAACAGAUAAACCAUAUUUUAUACAAGAUUUUUUUUUAUUUCCAUAAGUACUAAGUAAGAUAACAAUUAUGUAUUAAGUAAACUAAUAUAUACUUAGUUAUAAAUUAUAAUCUAGUUGUUUUGUAAAUAAAACUUAAUUAACAAAUGA